AUGUGUCUUCCAACUGAUUAUUUGGAAUUCAUCGUCAACAUAGAGUAGAUCCUCAUAUUAAUGGGAGGCAUGGGUAGUUUAGGCUAUACUAUAAACUUAUAGGUUAAUUCUGACAUCGCAAUAGAAGAUGAAGUAUAUAUUUGUCUGAUUUGAAGGAAUAUUCCUAUGGAUAUGGAAAAGGUGUUCUGGUUGCUUUUUGGAUUAUCUCUUCUUCAAUGGCUCUAAAUGGAGUAAUUGGAAACUUCGCAAGAAAGAAUAAAUUAGGUUGUCUUAUAUUAAACUUCAAUUUGAUAAAUAUUGCAUUAUUUACUUGGAUUUAUUGGUCUUAUGAUUACAGGAUAUGUGUUGGCAAAUGGCAUUAGAAAUAUAGAUUAGGUUAAUUAUUGUUCAAAUAAUCCUUCUUUAUAACAAACUUGGGAAUUAGGGUAGAAUCUUUUAUGUUCAUCUUAAUGUCAAUGCUACAAAUAAUUUAAGUAAUUUUAUAAAUUUUAAUUUAAUUUACUACUCUUUGCUUUUUUAAAGGUAAUAAUUUCGAGAACUAAACAAUUGUUUCAACUUCUUGA
Messenger RNA from Paramecium octaurelia, 563 nucleotides. Lineage: Eukaryota; Ciliophora; Oligohymenophorea; Peniculida; Parameciidae. The record is from the annotation of a GenBank genome assembly.